Molecule: messenger RNA, 2223 nt
Organism: Drosophila nasuta
Lineage: Eukaryota; Metazoa; Arthropoda; Insecta; Diptera; Drosophilidae
Product: transient receptor potential cation channel protein painless-like
Exons: 3
Coding region: 1-2223 (740 amino acids)
Biological process (GO): monoatomic ion transmembrane transport
Cellular component (GO): transmembrane transporter complex
Molecular function (GO): transmembrane transporter activity; protein binding
Source: RefSeq, a predicted model, not a curated record
AUGGCGAAGGGCGAAGUCGAUGCUCAGCAAGAGCUAGAGGAUGCAUUUGAAGCGAAAGAUUUGGAUGGAUUUAAACGUGCCAUCACACGUGGUGCUCAGCCCAACCUCAGCUCAAAAAGGGAUAACGACAAUCAAAUGACCAUCUUUGAGAAGACCCUAUCAACAAGAGACUGUGCUAGAUUUAUAGAAGCGUCUCUCGAUGCUGGCUGCGAUCCCAACUACGUUAAUCCGAAGCUUAAUAAAGCUGCCAUCCACUAUGCAAUCGAUUCAGGAAUCGGUUCAGACGAAUAUGAAGACUGCAAUCUUUUCGUGCUGAUAUAUCGAACCAACUCCAAAGUAGAUGUUGAUCACAUGUAUGAGGGGGAAACAGCAUUAAGUAGAUUAAUCAAAAGUCUAAGACAAGAGAAUGCUUCCAGUCUCGAUUACGCCAUUCGAUUGCUAUUGAACAAAGGUGCUUCGCCCAAUAUUGUCGACUCUGAUAACAAAUCUCUCAUGCAACAAGUACUACUCAACGAAAAUAUCUCACAAUCGACACGAGCGGAUUUGAUCCUAGAGUUUCUAAAUGCACCCCAACUCAGUCCUUUCAAUUAUCUCGAAGGACUCUAUUUUCUGUGGAGGCAUUUUCUCGACGGUAACAGUGACCAGCUCUACUGUCUCCUAGUGCGUCCGUUACUCAGUCUGCCUGUCUCUGAAAUGCUCAAAACUCUGGUGCAAUACCAAAAGACCACUGUAAACUGGGACAAUAAGAAAAUGUUGCGACGUUUGCUCAUGGAGCACAUCAUAAAUCGUACUGAGAAUGCACUCGAAGCAGUGCUUGCCACCCUGGAAAAGAAUUCACCUCAUGAAAAUGAGUAUCUUGUGGAGUUGGCUGUCAAAACUGGUAACUGGUCGACUGCUCUCCAAUUGCUUAAGAGCAAAUAUCUCAAGCUGGUGCCCAAGGGCACGCUUCUAAAAACUAUGAUUAUACAGGAGCAAUGGAUACCGAUGAUCAAUCACUAUCACAUCAACGAAUACCAGGAAUGUUUGCAGCAAUUGUUUAAGGUCCAGCGGCAGUAUAUCAAUGACUUCGAUGAUCAACACAAAACGCUUCUGCAUUAUGCGGUGCUCUGUGACAAUGAGAUUGCCAUAAGAGUGCUCUUGAAGGAGGGCGCCAGAUUGGGAGUGCGCAAUGACAAGAAUCGCUUGUUGAUCGAGGAUAUUGAUGCCAAGCUUCUGGAGGAGCAUUUCGAUUACUGCAUCACUGGGCGAGGCGAGAAGACCAGCCACGAGGAUUACGAGAUCAUAAUGAACUGUCUGAAUAUGACCAACAAGUACAACGAACUCGAUAUUGCUCCCAUUGCCUGCAUGGCCCGGUCGAAGGAGCUGUGUCCGCUGUUGGAGCAUCCGUUGAUCACCUGCUUUCUGCAGCUGAAGUGGCGUCGACUCACCACCAUCUUCUUCACCCACUUUAUCAUCAAUAUCAUCUUAACUUUGAUCUUGUGGAUCCAUAUUUGCUUGCAUUUUUCUGAUCGUCAUAACAACGGGCUUCCUGAAAAGUUUGUUAACGUAGUGUUCCAAGUGCUGAUUGGCUAUCUUCUUAUUGUGAAAGUCAUUUCUAUUCUGCUACUCAAGCAUUGGUAUUGGCGCAGUUUAAUCGAUUUUAUUCUGAUUUUUAUGCUCAUCCUCACAAACAUCGAGUGUGGAGAUGAUAUCCAAAGGAUUAUUACCGUUUUCGCCAUCAUGCUGAUGUCCACCAAACUGAUUGAUCUUAUUAGUGCCCUACCUGUGCCUGCCAUAUCGACGCCCAUGCUCAUGCUACGCCAGGUGGCUAGUACUUUCGCAAAGAGCUUGUUGCAGUACUCCAUGCUGUUGAUCAGCUUCAGCUUGUGCUUUUACGUGCUGUUUUCCAAACCGAGCUCUACAAAUUCAGCGAAUGCUACGGAUUCAGCAAACUUAACCGGUUCAGCGAACGCUACAGAUAAUGAUUUCAGUCUCUCCUUUGAAAAACUCCAUUUAUCGUUUAUAAAGACACUUGUUAUGUUCAAUGGUGAAAAUGAUAAUAUCGACGCUAAUGGAUAUUUCAGUAUUUUUGUGGUGAUCAUAUUCAUGUUUAUGGUCAUGGUCCUGACCAAUUUACUGGGCGGCCUGGCUGUCGGCGAUACGCAGAAGGAAGGAAGGAAGAACGCCAACUUUCAAGACGAUGUAGCCAUGUCCAUCUGUCCCUCCGUCUAUCCGAACACCUAG